AUGGAGGCGGGCGCCGGAGCCGGCGCGGGCGCCGCGGGCUGGAGCUGCCCAGGCCCAGGACCCACAGUGACCACUUUAGGCUCCUACGAGGUGUCUGAGGGUUGUGAGAGGAAGAAAGGCCAACGGUGGGGGUCCCUGGAACGGCGGGGGAUGCAAGCUAUGGAGGGGGAAGUGUUACUCCCAGCUCUCUAUGAGGAGGAAGAGGAGGAAGACGUGGAGGAAGAAGAGGUGGAAGAAGAGGAUGAUCACGUGCAGAAAGGUGGCAGCGUGGGCUCCCUGUCGGUUGGCAAGCACCGGGGCCUGAGCCUCACGGAGACAGAGCUGGAGGAGCUGAGGGCUCAGGUGCUGCAGCUGGUGGCAGAGCUGGAGGAGACCCGGGAACUGGCAGGGCAGCACGAGGACGACUCGCUGGAGCUGCAGGGGCUCCUGGAGGAUGAGCGGCUGGCCAGCGCCCAGCAGGCAGAGGUGUUCACCAAGCAGAUCCAGCAGCUCCAAGGUGAGCUGCGGUCUCUGCGGGAGGAGAUUUCCCUGUUAGAGCGUGAAAAAGAAUGUGAACUUAAGGAAAUAGAACAGGAGUUGCAUUUGGCCCGGGCUGAGAUCCAGAACCUACGGCAGGCAGCGGAGGACUCUGCGACUGAACAUGAGAGCGACAUAGCCUCCCUGCAGGAGGAUCUCUGCCGGAUGCAGAAUGAACUCGAGGACAUGGAGCGCAUCCGAGGAGAGUAUGAGAUGGAGAUCACCUCCCUCCGUGCAGAAAUAGAAAUGAAGAACUCUGACCCAUCCAAUAGUUUAAGUCUCUCAGAUUUCUCUGAGAUGCAAGAAGAGUUGCAGCAACUGCGGGACCGCUACCGCUUCCUGAACGAGGAGUACCAGGCCCUGCAGGAGAGCAACAGCAGCCUCACAGGGCAGCUUGCAGAUCUGGAGAGUGAGAGGACACGAAGAGCAACAGAAAGGUGGCUGGAGUCCCAAGUACUACGGAGUAUGAAGUCAGCCGAGUCUCAGACUUCAGAAGAAGAGUUCCUGGAGCCUGAUCCUGAAAUGCAUUUGUUGCGACAGCAGCUGCUGGGAGCUGAGGAGCAGAUGCAUGACAUGCAGAACAAGUGUAAGAAAUUGUGUUGUGAGUUGCAAGAGCUACAGCAUCAUCGCCGGACCAGUGAGGAGGAGCAGAGGCGGCUGCAGAGGGAGCUCAAGUGUGCACAGAACGAGGUGCUUCGAUUUCAGACUUCCCACAGUGUCACCCAGAACGAGGAGCUGAGGACCCAACUCUGUACCCUGCAGCAAAAGUAUGAUGCUAGCCAGGAUGAGCAGAACGAGCUCUUGAAGGUGCAGCUACAACUUCAGGCUGAGCUCCGGCAGCUCAAAGUCAUGAAACCCACAGUCACAGAAAGCCAGAGUGAGAAGGAGCUACAGUGCCGGCUACAGAAGCUGCAGCUGCAGUACGAGAACAUCAUGUGUGAGAAGGAAAAGCUGCUAGACGUGCAGCGGCAGCUGCGGGACAGCCUGUGCUGCCACGAGGCAGAGGUGCACCACCUCAAGGGCAUCGUGACCUCCUUCCAAGCGAGCAGUGAGAAGAAAGCAGAGAUGCACGCCCAGCUGCAGGAGAUGAAGUGCCUGUACCAGACCAGCAGGGAUGCGCUGGAGCGGCAGAAGCACAUGUAUGAUCAGCUCGAGCAGGACUUCCUGCUCUGCCAGCAGGAGCUGCAGCAGCUCAAGACCACCCAGUCCAUCCAAGAGGACAAGGAAAAGUGUUCUACUAAGUGUGACGCACUGCUCUUCAGACUGACAGAAUUGCAGGAGAAGUACAAGGCCAGCCAGGAGGAAAUGGUGCAGCUGCAGAUGGAGCAGUGUGAGCUCCUGGAGGAGCAGAGGAGGAUGCAGGAGGAGCAGGGCCAGCUGCAAGAAGAGCUGCACAGGCUCAUGUUCCCGCUCCCCAGAUCUGGUCUCUGCCACAAGAGUCAGGAGCUCCUUACAAAGUUGCAGGACCUGUGUGAACUACAGAUGCGCUACCAAGGCUUGCAGGAGGAGCAGAAAAAACUGAUGCAGAAUCAAGAAAUUGUAUUAAAAGAACAACUAGAACUACAAGGAGCGCUGCAACGUUUCAAGGAGUCUGGUUUCCGAGAAGUGUUGGAGAGUCCCGAGGAUUCCAAAUGGCCUAAGUCCUCAAAAUGUGGUCAUAACAAGUCCAAGAUGAUCAUCGCCCAGAUGCAGGCUCUGCAGGAGCUGUACGAGGGCAGUCAGGCCGAGCAGGAGCUGCUGCAGCAGGAGCAGGAGCGGCUCCUGGAGGAGCGGAAGAGGCUGCAGGCCGACUUGCAGCUCUGCCUGGAAGAAAUGCAGCUGCUCCAGGUCCAGUCCCCUUCGAUAAAAAUGAGCCUUGAGUCCUACAAGAAGAGUUACGGGAGCACGACCCCCAGCAACGAGAACUGUCGCAAGAGUUGUAACAUUGAUGACAGCGAGAGCUAUCACAGGAGUUACAGCAGCAGCCGGGCCAGCGAGGAGAGCUUCCUCAAGAGCUAUGACAGCAGCCUCAGCACCAGUGAGUCCUACGGGAGGAGUUACCGGAGCAGCAGCAGCAGCAUUGCCUAUAAGAGGAGUUACGGCACCAGCAGUAGCUCUGACACCUGUCACAAGAGUUAUGUCAGCAGCAGCAUGGACGACGACCUUGCCGAGCCUGACGAUAUGGAGUGCUUUGAGGACAUGGUUGCCAAGGUGUUAGCCAAGCUGCAGGGAGUGCAGGCCAUGUACCAGCUCAGCCAGGAGGAGCACGACCUGCUGCAGCAGCGGAUGCAGAAGCUGCUGGACAAGCAGAAAGGGCUGAAGGAAGAGCUGGACGCCUGCGAGAAGGAAUUCAAGGAGUGCAUGGAAUGCCUCGAGAAGCCUGUUACCUCCCAAAACGACAAGGACAAGAACGAGAUCAAAGAACUGCAGGCCAGGCUGCGGGAGCUACAGCUACAGUACCAGGCUAGCAUGGACGAGCAGGCGCAGCUCCUGGCCGUGCAGGAGCAGUUGGAGGGGCAGCUGCAGAGCUGCCAGGAAGAGCUUCUCCUGCUCAAAGAGAAGAGGUCCUCUGUUACCAAAGAAACCAAGGGAAAGAAUGGCAAUAAGAACAUGAACAAGAAUGCCAACGGGGUUAAAAAUAAAAAAGUGGCCAAGCCAAGCCUGGAAAGUUCCAAGGGCAGCUUUGAGACCAGAAAGAGUCUGGAGGUGGUACUGUACUACAAGGCCAGCCACACGGCCUUGGAUGAUCUAACAAAAGAGGAAAAGAGAGAGGAAAUAGAAGAAGAAAAGAAGGAGGCCAUCGAGGAGGAAACAGAGAAGGAGUCCCGGGAUGAAGUAGUUUCUGAGCCAUCAGGUGCCAGAGAGGUCAGAUUCCAAGAAGAUCAGGAAGAGGGACAGGAAGAGUUCCACAGCCAGGAGGGUAAGGAGGAAGAUGACCAAGAGGAGGAGGAGGACGACGGUGACGACGAAGUUUCGGAGGAAAACAACCCCCUCGAACUUUCUGAGAGCAAAAAGGUAACUGCAGCGAAAGGCUGGAUGGUGUGGGAAAUGGGCUCUUGGGCACAGGUGCCCAGCAUUCAGGGGGGACCCAGCCCUUGGAUGGACUUCUACAGGAGUAGAGGCCAGCGAGCUCUGAGGCGCCACACUGGGGGAAGUGGAAGUGGAGGUGGGGUUGGAGAGAGCAGGCUGUCUGCGGCAAACGCUGUGGGAACUCUGUGGAACUGUCUCACAGAGACCACCUUGUCUGGGAACCGGGUGUGCUGGUUGGAGUCCUGCCUCCUUUCAUUUACGUGGUAGCCCUCGUUACUUACUUCAGGAGGGUUCUUCACCCUCCUCCAGCACUGCACCAGGCAUUGCUGUCAGCCUGGGCAAGUCACCUAGUCCUGCUUUCCCGAGGUGCCUGCUUAGGGCUGACCUCUGUUGCUGUGAGGGGUGUGGAGAGGCCAGUGUCACCUACUGGGCUGUAUGUAGUUUUACAGGGCAUGAGGGUGGGGGCUGGAGCCGGUCAGAAGUGAUAGAAUAUUUCCAUCUGUAUAGCAGGGGCAUUGGCCAGUCUCAGGAGACCAGCCAGAGCCCUAACCCCUUAGUUACCAGAUCUUGCGAGAUCAGGUGGGAGUAUCCUAGAUAAAGUACCAACUGUACAAAAGUACUUCUGUAUUUUAACAACUGGUGUAUCUAUGCAAGAACAUACCAGCUGAAUCUCUGCCCUGGUUGAAGUUAACUGGGGGCUCUGAUUUCGGAAGGGUUUGAGUAGUAGCUGAAUAAGUCCUCAGUUUACAGUAUAGGUUCUUUCUGUCCCUUCAACACAGGGGAAGGAAAUAAGUGUCUUGCGGUGGGAUGUCCCAGUCAGCUCUAAGGUUAUCUGGAAUUUUCAGCAGUUCAGUCUGCAGCACUGGCUAAGGACCCAGUUACAGUUCCCCGUUAACCUUGUGGCAGAGGACCAUCACUUAGGACAGGAAAAGUAGGAGUAACCAGCCCCCUCCCCCAGUGUUCUGUUUCUUUGAAUUCUUCAUAUCCUGCCACAUUCUGGUUCAGAGCCUCAUAGAUUUCCUUGCCUCGUGUGCCACCUUUCUAAACGCCAAACUGGAUUUUUCUACAUCAAAAUCAAGCACGUUCCUUGUGUCUGCAUAUGGAGAUGUCCCUUUGCCUCAGUGGGUCCUGCAUCUUUUACAGGCAGCUCUACUGGCAUAUGUGUUACCGCCUGCAAAUUCAGCUUCUCUCUGGAAGAUGGUUGUGGUCAAGAACUAGCCCUUCUCCAUUGUUAGCUUGUUUUAGUGCAUUUUGUCUCACAACGAGAGCAUCAGACUUCUAGGGGAUGGGAGGGACCAGAGCGCAGAGCCCUGAGGCUUGGUGGAAAGCAGCCAGAACAUGCUGCUAACAAAGGCACAGGUGGCCUGGCAGGAGGCUGCCCUUCCUAGAGUGACCCAGGCAAAGCAAACAUCCUACUCAGCUGGACAGCCCAGCUUUCCUUCCUGGAGCUUCACUUUUCCAGAGUUACUGACCUACAAGAAAGGUCUAGGUGCAGAUAACCCUUGCUUGACAAGAUGCGAGAGGGAGAGGACAAGCCAGAAACAUGGUCCCAAAUUGGACCUAAGCGGCUGCUUAUAACCCGUUCAGUUUUGCAUCUUCUGCAGGCCACCCGCGGGAAGAACCAGGCCCGAGUAGCAGAGAAGAAAUACCGCUGCUCUCGCUUACCUGUUGUUUAACCUCUUGAUCUCUUUCUCUUUUCCCUGUGUUUUAUCAUCUUCAUUAUCUGUUGGAUUCAUGUGUUUAUGUCUUUUUAUACCAUCUCCCAUCUCCUGGUCUGUCCUCGUGCCUCUUUCUCAUUUGAUGUGUUGCAGCCGUCCCCUGCCCCCGAUCCCCCCCUCUUCUCCUUGCCUCUCGUAGGCCUGGUGGUCAUAUCGGCUUUGCUCUGGUGCUGGUGGGCCGAGACGUCGUCCUAACGCAGGUACUGGUAUUGCGUCCUCUCCUUCUGAGGGAUAGAGGGAGGGUGCAGGUUGCCCUGGCCUCUCCUCUCCCUUUUCUCUGCUGUUUGCUCCUUGCUCCUGCCAUUUUACUACAGGUGAUAGUCAGGUCUGAGCUUUAGGCCUGGCUUUUCUUGGGCUACCGCAGAGCCCGUAACAUCUCAGAGCAUGUCCUUGUAGGGAGUUGGGAUGCUUGCCACGGACGUAGUUUGAGGUUUUGUCCUCUGGCUGGGAAAAAUUUGAGUGAUUCCAGUGCCGUGGCUACUUUCAAAGCACCCUCAACUACUUCUGAUGAGCUGAUAUCUGAGUGCAAGGCUGGCCUGGCUGCUCUUUGUCUUUGUUUAGCCCCAGAGCCAAGCUCUCACUACGGUCACUACCAGGAUGGCAAAAUAAGGAAUCACUGCCCCCACUUUGGGUGAAAGGGGAGGUCUGGAGAGCUGUGCCCCUCCCCCCCCAGCAUCAUUUGUAUGAGGACAACCUCAAUUCAUCCUUCAGUCUUGGCAUCAAACUCCUACCAUAUUAUAUACUUUCUACUGAGAAGUUCUCUGGUUUGGGGAUUCUGGUCUCCAAAAAAAAAUCAGAACCAGAAUGCUGCAUCCCUUUGGGGGGUCAGACUCUAUUGUAAUUGGCUUCCGAAGCUAGGCUUUGGAGAGAGAAUGUGGUAUUGGUGAAAAGUUUCCACUAACCAGAGAUGCAGUGUUCUCAGGGAACCAGACUGAUAUAUUCUGGGCCCCAGUCCAUGUAAUCUGAUCUGUCAACAAGACACCAAGUUCAGGAGGUAGGAUGUAGUCUGAUGGCCCAGGGUAGAACCCUUCCAGAACCCAUGAACUCUUCUCUCUUGGCCUGUGUUAGCUCCCUGCCAAGGCUCCUCCUGCCACUCCCGUUCCCCCACCCUCUCUCCUAACAUCCCUAUAAGUGGAGUGUAGUUGGCUCACUGCGUAGGUGCAGAGUGACCGCUGGGAGCGUUCAUUGGUAGCAUUUAUCACUGUUUCCUUUUCUGUCCUGCCUUUUUUCCUUGUCAUUUUUUUUUUUCUCUUCAACCCUUCUCCUUUCUUCUUUUAGACAUUCCAGUUUACUCACCACGGUCAGCCUUUAACUCCUUUGGUGAGAGGGGUCUCUUCCUGUACCUGUUCCUCCCUGUACAUUCCCAGAUUUCUGGGUCCCUGUGGGAUAAGACCCAGAGCAUUCAGCCAUAACCUUCCCCCAAUUCAAACCCAGCCAGGCCUGAUGCAAGUGAGAGGAAACUCCUGGGUAAGGGUCCUCUUGGGGGAGCCUGUUGUGCCCAGAGCCUGGGUAUGCCCUGGUUCGCAGCUCCCUAUCCAGGCACUGAGGCAGCAGAGUAGAGUAGAAAGUGUGGCUGACAAGCAGGCAGAGAACUUGGAUGAGUCUGUCUCCUUUACUUACAGCUUAGUCCUAGUGGGCAAAAUGUGUAAUCUGAACAUUCGUUUCUUCAAAUGUAAGCAAAGGAUGAUAAAUCCUCUGGCUUCCUCAUGUGAGGAACAGAUGAGUUCAUGUAUAUGAAGGUACUUUAUACAUGAUAAAACACCGCAUAAAUAAUAAAAAGAGCAUACUCUUAAUGUAUACUAUAUGUCAGACACUGUUCUAAUCACCUUAUAAAUAUUAACUCAGUUAAUUCUCACAAUAACCGAAUGAGGUAGCUAUCAUCAUUUUAUACGUGAUAAAACUAAGGCAUAGAGGGGUUACAUAAUAGAGCCAGUAAAUUUUGAAUCAGAUUCUAAGGAUUUAAUAUUAGCAUCAAAUAAAAUUUCAAUCCCGUUUCCCCUUAUCAUCUCUCCUCAUUUUGAGCAGUUUUUCUUGAUUGCUUCCAAAUAAUUAGGAAGCCACCAUACAGCAGCCUCUUCAUGCAGCCUCAGAUCACACUAGCUCUCUUGAUAACUAAUAUCACAUUGCUAACUUAUUUCAUGUAUUGUUUAUAAAAGCCCUUUGCACAUUGCAUAUGCGAAGUGUUCUCUCCCCAUUCUCUGCCUGCGGUUGAUUUUUUGGCUCCAAGGCAGAAUUUUCCAUUCAUCUCUAUUAGAGCUAGUCCAUCAUGCAUUGUUCUCACCUAUGAAGUUUUGUUUAUUUUUAAUCAUGGCCCUGUGGUUUCAAGAUAUUCACUUCCACUCCCAGCUUCGCCUCAUCCUCAGGAGCGACCAGCCACCUUCUUAUCUUCACCCAAGUCACAGACGAGGGCGAGCCUCUAGAGCGUCCCUCUGCAGGCUCUCCUCCAGCUCAUCGGUCACGUCCAAAUGGUCAUACAGCAGGCUGCCGUCAGGCUGCUCUCGAUUUCUCCUGUUCUCUCCAAGGAGAUCAUGGAGAGUCUCAUCAAACUCCUUAAGUCCCCAAACAUGAUUUCCUUGAUCUGUCAAUUCAGUAACCCAGGAAAGCCUGACAUGACGACUCAGCCCUUUGGGACACCCACACCCACCCUUUCCUUAGCCAGCCUAGCAUCUUGCCUCUGCCCGGUGUAAAGGCCACCGGUUCACACCUAUGGGCUUUAGCGCUUUCCUCCUUUAAGAACAUCAGACUGACAUUUUUCGCAGUGCACAUUAGGAUGUAAGCAUCCGGGUAAGUGUUUUUUCUAGCUCCCUUCUCAGUUAUCUUCUCACAUGAAUUACUCUCUGUAUGUACCUCCAACAUUGUUUUGCUUUCCAUUUCAUAUCUUCUGUUCCUCUUAGUAACUAUUUCUACAAAUGUAGAUUUUCUUUGCUCUUUAUACUUGGCUUAAUAAUCCUCUUUUUAGAAUACGGAGGAAUAGCCAGAAGGCCAAAAGAUAAUAUUCAAUAAAAAUUUUUUUUCAAUUAACCCAAGGAAGGCAAGACAGGAGGAACAGGGGAACAAAAACCAAUAAGACAAAACAAAAUAAAUAUGAAGAUGGUACACCUUCAGGUAUACCUAAAAGGUAUAAUAACCACAGUAAAAUAAAGCAGCAUUUCCAAAAAAAAAAAAAAAAAAAAAAUCCUCUUUUUAGAUCCUAUAUUCUCUGAGCAGAUGCAUCCCUAGCAUUAGUGAGUUAUUCUUUGUCCUUACCUAAAACCAUCCUCUGUUGCUAUAUGCCACAGCUUAUGACUCAAAACCCGAAUUGUCUUUUGAGUAAUACAGUUUAAAAAAAAAAAAAGGAAUAUAAACUAUUUCCCCAAGUAUAUGUAUUUUCUUGCCCAAGAUACCAUGUUCCCUAAAUGAUGCUUUUCUGUGGUCCCUCAAAUCAGCAGGAUUGGCUGUGGUCUGCAGAGUCUGGAAAUCUCAGCAGCUCUAGCACAUGCUCAGGAAGCCCGUCAACAUGCCCAGUGACCAGAGGUGUUUUAAAGACCCUGGCAUUUGCCUCCCUGGGCCAGUGACUGGCUUCCUUGAAUUUCCUUCAAGGACAUCAUUCUCCACAGAUGGUCUGGGCUGCCUAAGAACCUCAUGUUUGCUUGUACUCCGUGGUGCACUUUCUUCACUCCCCCCCGAGUCUUAUCAUCCUCUUGAGUUCACUUUUCCUACGUCAAGCUAAUGAUGCUGUGCUUUUCCCAAGGGCCCAAAUUUACCCUCUUUUUCUUGCCAUGGCAUCUGAUCCUUUGUUGCAACCAUUUGGAUUCUCUGAAAUCUGCUCCUGAGCUUGCUCCUACACACAGGAGCUGGUAUUCUUCUCCCCCCACGGGGCAUGAAUACAGGCAGCCAGCUCAGGUGACCCACGUAGUGUUGUUCCAGAUACCCAGUGGUGCCGGGACUGAGCCCACAUGGUCUGCAGCAGUUACCCAGGAGGUAAGAGAGACUGGACCAUGGUGAUAUUCCUGAGGUAUCUCUCCACAUCACUAGGCAGGGUUCUCUGGCUUAGGGAACGGUCCAGAAGGCUGGGAACUCACCAUUUGUCUUUGGUCCCCACAGAACAUGUUUGGGAUGUGGAAGCCUGUGGUGUUCUUGGCUCUUGCAGCUGUGGCUCUGUAUGUGUUACCCAACAUGCGACCGCAGGAGACAGAGUUCUGCCUCAUGGAGUGAUGGCAGGCCUGGGCCAGCUGAAGGGGCAGAUCCCCAUUGGCCACUACCCUCAGCUUUGGGCAGAACACACUGUGCCAGAGCCCCCACCCGACCCGUAUGUUCCCUGUGUCCCCAUCUCCUUAGCCUCAGCCACUCAGGCUGCAAAGGCUUAUAGGGAACUGCUGGCUCCCAUCUCCUGCCUUGUCUAAGAACCUGGGUUCCUUGUAAUUAAAUAUCAGCUGAA
Hippopotamus amphibius kiboko is the source of this 9660-nucleotide messenger RNA. It is a transcript of the gene CCDC136, whose product is annotated as coiled-coil domain containing 136. The coding region runs from base 1 to 3792 and encodes 1263 amino acids. Gene Ontology annotation, biological process: single fertilization; acrosome assembly. Gene Ontology annotation, cellular component: acrosomal membrane. The record is from RefSeq and is a predicted model, not a curated record. NCBI's taxonomy places the organism in Eukaryota, Metazoa, Chordata, Mammalia, Artiodactyla, Hippopotamidae. The transcript is spliced from 17 exons.